Messenger RNA from Oncorhynchus masou masou (cherry salmon), 4263 nucleotides. RefSeq names its product proteoglycan 4-like. NCBI's taxonomy places the organism in Eukaryota, Metazoa, Chordata, Actinopteri, Salmoniformes, Salmonidae. The coding region runs from base 623 to 3292 and encodes 889 amino acids. The transcript is spliced from 21 exons. The record is from RefSeq and is a predicted model, not a curated record.
CACACACACACACACACCCUGGGUGGUGGCGUAGCCUCUAGGACUGUCUGAGUUAGGCUGUCCACGCCCGUAUCUGUUCAAACACCUGUCAGCUUGCCACACAGCUAGUCACACUCCCUCUCUCUCCGUUCACACACAGACCUAGCAAUCUUUUACCUAUACUUGUGUCCCUCACCUGCUCUCACUCUACCUGUGUGGGAUUCUCUACAGUUUGGGAGACAGUCUGUCCCUCACCUGCUCUCACUCUACCUGUGUGGGAUUCUCUACAGUUUGGGAGACAGUCUGUCCCUCACCUGCUCUCACUCUACCUGUGUGGGAUUCUCUACAGUUUGGGAGACAGUCUGUCCCUCACCUGCUCUCACUCUACCUGUGUGGGAUUCUCUACAGUUUGGGAGACAGUCUGUCCCUCACCUGCUCUCACUCUACCUGUGUGGGAUUCUCUACAGUUUGGGAGACAGUCUGUCCCUCACCUGCUCUCACUCUACCUGUGUGGGAUUCUCUACAGUUUGGGAGACUGUGGAUACAGUAUCCAGUGAAAGUAGGGAGCCAGCGGAGGAAUCAUAGGAACCAGAUUGGGAGCCAGCGGAGGAAUCAUAGGAACCAGAUUACAAACGACCCGACUAUGUCAAAAGAGGGGGACAGAGCAUCAGUGUUGAAGACCUCUAAGGUUCGGACCAAGCUGAAGGGAGAUGCCAGCUGGAUGCAGAGACUCAGUGAACCUCAGUCUGAAACAGAGGAGGAGAAACCAUGGAUGGCAGAAGUUAGAGUGAAUCGACUGAAUGGAGCCCCUAUAGACACCAGCCCAAUAGCCUCUCCCACAUCCAAGACCCCUCCCUCCCCCACCAGACCUGCAGAAGAUGGAGCACCAUCUCCAGGAUACCUCAUCAGAGGGGUUUUUACCGAGACAGACACCAAGCCUGCUGCCAACUCAUCAACAUCCAAUGGCUUCAGUGGGUCAACAUCCAGCUUCACCAAGAGGCCUUCAGAGAGCUACAAGAGAAUAGCUCCUCACACAGUGCGUCCCACCUCAAACCUCCCAGUUCAAACUGAGGACCAGCUUUCUCCAGAGGAGAAUGAGAAACGGGAAGAAGCAGCCAUGAACGUGCUCAAGACCUCUUCAGUUCGACAAUGCUCCUAUGUCCUCUCAGCCGCCAAUAAAUAUGAUUGUACUGACAAACCACCAGAAACCUCCCUGACCACAGAUGUUACAUCUUUUGUGGCUAAAAGGGUGGUGAUCACAGACAAUGAUGACUCUAUCGUCACUGAGACUCCCUCUGUCCCCAAAGAACCAGCUGCACCAUCUGUGAAAGACGUCUCUCCUGUAUCUGUGAAAGACGUCCCUUCUGUAUCUGUGAAAGACGUCCCUUCUGUAUCUGUGAAAGAUGUCUCUCCUGUAUCUGUGAAAGACGUCCCUCCUGUAUCUGUGAAAGACGUCCCUUCUGUAUCUGUGAAAGACGUCUCUCCUGUAUCUGUGAAAGAUGUCUCUCCUGUAUCUGUGAAAGACGUCUCUCCUGUAUCUGUGAAAGACGUCCCUCCUGUAUCUGUGAAAGACGUCCCUCCUGUAUCUGUGAAAGACGUCCCUUCUGUAUCUGUGAAAGACGUCCCUUCUGUAUCUGUGAAAGAUGUCUCUCCUGUAUCUGUGAAAGAUGUCUCUCCUGUACCUGUGAAAGACGUCCCUCCUGUAUCUGUGAAAGACGUCCCUUCUGUAUCUGUGAAAGACGUCUCUCCUGUAUCUGUGAAAGAUGUCUCUCCUGUAUCUGUGAAAGAUGUCUCUCCUGUAUCUGUGAAAGACAUCUCUCCUGUAUCUGUGAAAGACGUCUCUCCUGUAUCUGUGAAAGACGUCCCUUCUGUAUCUGUGAAAGACGUCCCUUCUGUAUCUGUGAAAGACGUCCCUUCUGUAUCUGUGAAAGACGUCCCUUCUGUACCUGUGAAAGACGUCUCUCCUGUACCUGUGAAAGAUGUCUCUCCUAUAUCUGUGAAAGACGUCCCUUCUGUAUCUGUGAAAGACGUCCCUUCUGUAUCUGUGAAAGAUGUCUCUCCUAUAUCUGUGAAAGACGUCCCUUCUGUAUCUGUGAAAGACUUCCCUUCUGUAUCUGUGAAAGACUUCCCUUCUGUAUCUGUGAAAGACGUCCCUCCUGUAUCUGUGAAAAACGUCCCUUCUGUAUCUGUGAAAGAUGUCUCUCCUGUAUCUGUGAAAGACGUCCCUUCUGUAUCUGUGGUGGACAUCCACGUAUGUGUGAAAGACGUCCUCCUUUCAAGCCCUGUCAUAGUUGACACCCCAGCAGUGAUUGACCCUUAUGAGGGCAUGAAGCCAGGGCUUACCAAAGUGGCCACUGAGCUGUCCCCAGAGAGUAGUGUCCUGUUGAAAGUGGUCUCCCCAGUGUCCCCUGUAUUAGUGUCCCCUGUCCCAUACAAACCAGUAAAGACAGAUCCUGCCCCAGUGGACACUCUGACAGCCCUGUCUGACACACUCAUCUCCUUCGACACAGAUUCAUCCAGCUCCAGAGUCCCUGACCCAGUAUGGACAGAGACAGCAGAGCCAGAGGACAGAUUGCAUGGUGAGCCGAUCCCUCAGCUCAUGGUUGAUGAUCUCCUUGAUGAUCUCACUAACGGUCUAGAAGAGGAGUUGGUAAAGCCCAUCCCUCCCAGCCCAGGAUUGAGGAGUCAGGAGCUUCUGAGUGGAUCAGACAGAGAUAUUGUCUCGACAGAGGUAGUGUCCCCUGACAGUUUGAACCCUAGUACUGACUCCAGAGAUAUUGUCUCGACAGAGGUAGUGUCCCCUGACAGUUCGAACCCUAGUACUGACUCCAGGUCAUCUGACAUUGAUUCACCGUGGGAUAGAUGGAGUGCACCAACUGUUUAUAAAGAGAAGGAGGACAGUUCUAGCUCCUACUCCAGGACCUUGGACAGUUCUGCCAACCAGAGACCCAAGUCACCAGACACCGAGUCCAAGAAGUGUUUUGUGUACCUGAAGGAGUAUGUGGACGUUACAGAUCUAACCAAGCACAACACUAGAGACAACGAUCAUGACUAUGUAACAUCUAGUUCUACCAGCCAUUCCUACAGUAGCCCCUCCUCUUACACCAGGUCUACCAUGACGUCUGCCUGUACGUACUGUGGAGAGCAGGUGGGCAAUGAUGCCAAGAUCACCAUCGAGCACCUCAACAUCUCCUGCCACCCAGCCUGCUUCAAGUGUGGUGUUUGCAGUAAGCCAAUGGGAGACUUUCUGUUCAACAUGUUCCUGCACAAAGGGAAAGUCCACUGUGAGAGCUGCUAUGCCAACGUCUUGUAGGAUGCUUCCUUUCCUUGUCUCCUCGUCUCUUUUCCUUCAUGGCCACUGAGAGGUGACAAGACUGGAUGGUUGAUAUAACUGCUCUUUCCCAUCAAGACCUGUCAUCUGCUAACAGACACAGGGACACUGCACCAUGAGUUUGACAUUAAUUUCCAUGUGUGAGAUUUUGUUUUCAUACCUUUGUAUGGAUCUGAAUUUCAUGAGGUUAACACUGGAAUUCUAUGGCAGUUAUUCUAUGGUUUAAAGAGAAUAAUAUGAUCAAAUUACUGAUAUUGUCUUCCGUCCAUUUGAAUGACCACUUUUCUUUUCUCCUUAAAGGCCCAGUGCAGUCAAAAAACGUGAUUUCCUAUGUUUUACAUAUACUGUAUUUCCAUGCUAUGAGGUCGGAAUAACACUACGAAAUUGGGAAAAUUAUGAUAAUUCUCUUUAAGUGCGUAAGCUCUGUUUGAAGAAAAAUAAAAAAACGCUAGAAAUGUCUGCUUGUUUUAGUGGGAGGAGUUUUGGCCAGAUUGGCGGUAUCACCAGGUGGUAUACGAAUAACAACUUGUUUUCAUCAAACAUAUCCUCCCAUUAGGCUCGUCCAGUUAGAACUCUCACUCAGGCCUACCAAAAUUGUUUUUCGAGAAACUGCUCUUUGCUUAGAAGCUAUUUUUGUUUCUUUUUGACAAUUUUAGCGAGGUAAGUAAUUACCCAGAAAUGGUUUGAUAUUGAGAUAAAAACGGCUGCAUUGGCCCUUUAAUGUCGUAACUUUGUGAAUUUAUUGUGAAAUAUGAAGGAACUGUAUGUAAAAGUCUCUAGAUAUUAUUAUGUAAUGACACGAUUUAACUGGGAACUGGCUAUGUAGAUUAGCAGUUGGGUACAAUUUCCUAAUUUCAGGCUUGACUAUGCAAAGUCAAUAAUUAUAUAUUUUUUUCAAAUUUUAUUUUUUAAUUGUCUGAUGCCUUUUCCUCACAAUAAACAAUCAAAACAGA